This is a messenger RNA of Agelaius phoeniceus (red-winged blackbird), 2430 nucleotides long. It is a transcript of the gene MMD, whose product is annotated as monocyte to macrophage differentiation associated. The record is from RefSeq and is a predicted model, not a curated record. Gene Ontology annotation, molecular function: pore-forming activity. Lineage: Eukaryota; Metazoa; Chordata; Aves; Passeriformes; Icteridae. Gene Ontology annotation, cellular component: membrane.
CGGCCGCGCGCUCGCCAAUGCGGGCCCGGAGCCCGGCCCGAGCCGCCCCCGGAGCCGCCCGCAGCCCCCCGGCCCGAACCCCCGCCCCGGACCCAUGCGGCGGCUCCGGGAGCGGUUCCGGAGGUUCAUGAACCACCCAGCUCCAGCCAACAGCCGCUACAAACCCACUUGCUAUGAACAUGCUGCUAACUGUUACACACAUGCAUUCCUGAUCGUCCCUGCCAUCGUGGGCAGCGCCCUCCUCCACCGGCUCUCCGACGACCGCUGGGAGAAGAUCACAGCAUGGAUGUACGGGGUGGGGCUCUGCGCCCUCUUCAUCGUCUCCACCGUGUUCCACAUCGUCUCCUGGAAGAAGAGUCACCUAAGGACAAUGGAGCAUUGCUUUCACAUGUGUGACAGAAUGAUGAUCUAUGUCUUCAUUGCAGCAUCCUACGCACCAUGGUUAAAUCUCCGUGAGCUGGGACCUCUGGCAUCUCACAUGAGAUGGUUUAUCUGGCUGAUGGCUGCUGGAGGAACCCUUUAUGUAUUUCUCUACCAUGAAAAGUAUAAGAUCGUUGAACUCUUUUUCUAUUUAGCGAUGGGAUUUUCUCCUGCUCUGGUAGUGACAUCCAUGAGCAACACCGAGGGGCUGCAGGAAGUGGCCUGGGGAGGUUUGAUCUAUUGCCUGGGCGUGGUGUUCUUCAAGAGUGAUGGAGUGAUCCCCUUUGCCCACGCCAUCUGGCACCUCUUCGUGGCCACAGCGGCUGCUGUCCAUUACUACGCCAUUUGGAAGUACCUUUACAGAAGUCCUGCAGACAUCAUUCGUCACUUAUGAGAUCAUACAAAACAAUAAUCUGCACUUGACCUCUGUAACAGUAUUAUUUGACUUAAAGAAUAGGGGGAAUUGGAAAAAUUGCACAGCAAAACUGCACUGACUUUGGUAGUUCUGUGAACACAAUUACUGUGAACUGAUGUUUGUGUCCUGCCAUUUCCCAUCACAUGGCAAGUGCUGUAAAUAACCAAGAUACUGUACUGCAGUAACCAAGAGUCCAUUCCAUGUUAGCAGAACUGGCUACCUGAUGUUUACAAACAAAUUUUUUAUGCUAGUUUAAUUUUACAGUUUUUAACUACGUGAAUUUUUCUAAAUUAGUGAUUCAAAUGGUGAAGUCAGUGCAAUAGUGAAAAUGUAAUGCUCUUGACAUGAAAUUGGUUUCUAUCACCUUUCCACGAGUCAUUUCUUAAACAUUAAUCAGAGACAACUAAUCUACUUUUACCACCCAUUAUCUUGGUAUAAUGUGACUUUUAUAGAAAUUUUUCUGUGUUUUUUGUAAACUUUAAAAGUACAUUUAUUGAACUGAAGACACACAAUUGUCAUCUAUGCAGUUAUUCAUGUUGCAAACUCUUGCAAGAAAUGGUUACAUUCCACACCCUGUUCUGAGGAGCAAACAUUGUACCUCUUCUGAAGUUUGUGUUGCAGCUGUAAUUGUAAUAACCACUUUUACAAACUAAAACCUAAAUGUGAUUCUGCUGAGUUCUAACAUGGCAGCAUUCUGCUCAUUUACAGUACCACUGAACCAGACCUUAAGUUGGCUUUAUUUGUGAUGAAGAGCUGUAAAAGGAAUAGCUGAGGUGAUUUUCUCCUCCAAGUUCCCAGCUGUACCCAUACUGCCCAGCGUGGGGGCUCGUGUGGAAUGUCCCCCAUCCAAGCCAGGGAUUUCCCCAUUUCCCAACUCAUUUCCCCAGCCCCUGCACACACACGUGGCACUGAGACUUGGGUUUCCAAAGGGGCUUAAACUGACUGGAUCCCCCAGCUUUUGGUGGGGUGGCUGUGCUGGGAAGCCCAGGUGGGAGCAAGAGGCAGAGCAUUGCUGAGCACCUGGAGCUCAGGGCUCUUCACAAGCACAGCCUGGCAGGGAGCAGAGCUUGGAGGGUGUGCUAGGGUGUCACUUGUCAUCCUGGGGCUUCACACAGAGUCUGACUGCUCUUUGUUACUGUCUGUCUGUACAGGAAAUCCAGCUGUGGUAGCAAGUCAUGAUUGUAGGAUGUGCUCAAAUGACCAAUGUAGAAGAGUCAUUGUAAUCCUGUUUCUCCAAUAAUUGUAUCCUGUCCCACUAUGUAAUGAAUGUCUUAUAUUAAGAUUGACUUUAUCCUUUUUCUAAUUUACUCAGUUUUACAUGUCAGUAUUUAAAAACAAAACCAAAAUGUGUUGCCUUUUUCAGAUUUUGUUCUGGAUAUUGCCUGUCUGCAAACAAUAAAUAGCAAGAUAGGGAUGUUUCAAAGGUCCUGUUUCACUCAGAUUUGCCAGAGGGCUGCAAGUUUUAGAAUAUUUACAUUUGUAUAGGGAAUUUACCCGAGGGUCAAACUUUAAAUUCAAGACAUUGAAGAAUUGCUCUGUGGUGGUAGCAGGUGAGCAGAGAAGUGGCAGCACCACAGCAAACUCAAACUGCCCCA